This is a messenger RNA of Mugil cephalus (flathead mullet), 3118 nucleotides long. RefSeq names its product circadian associated repressor of transcription a (gene ciarta). Gene Ontology annotation, cellular component: nucleus. The record is from RefSeq and is a predicted model, not a curated record. NCBI's taxonomy places the organism in Eukaryota, Metazoa, Chordata, Actinopteri, Mugiliformes, Mugilidae. Gene Ontology annotation, biological process: negative regulation of DNA-templated transcription; circadian regulation of gene expression. The transcript is spliced from 6 exons. Gene Ontology annotation, molecular function: RNA polymerase II cis-regulatory region sequence-specific DNA binding. The coding region runs from base 202 to 1206 and encodes 334 amino acids.
CUCUGAGGGUACUGUUUGUCCAGGUUGCAGGAGACUUGCCUAGGACUGUAGGCGAAAGAGGAGCGGAGACACAAGUGACCAAGGAGGACUGAGCUGGAUAACAGGACACGGAGCCGAGCUCACAAAUAGAGCCGUAAUUUGUUCGUACAGUUUAAACAGCGUUUUUUAAAUUUGGGAAUCUAUCUCUGCUUUCACCAUAAGAUGAAUUCACUGGGCUGUUCUUCCAAAUGGCCUUCUUACGACUCGCUGCCCUCCACCUCGAGCUUCCUCCUCAGCGAAAGUGAGCAAACCGAGGACGAGGCAGACAUCUUCUCAGAGGGCGAGGACAGCGGAACAAGGAAGUGUGGCUCGGUUGGUGACAGACUUUCUGGCCUUGAUUUUCCAACUCAUCCCGAUCACUCGAGGUCUAAACGUGACCAGUCUGAACGUUGCUCUGACAUAGGAAAACACACCGACCCGUCCUCACCCGCCGGAGCCGCCACGUUACUGUCAUCGUCAGCGACAGCCGGGGACUUGGCAUUCGCUCAGAAGUGUGCCGAUUUGCACAGAUAUAUCCAUCCGCUGCUUGAGCUCCUACAUGGAUUAAAGAGUGGGCGAUUUGAGCGAGGUUUGACCAGUUUCCAGCAGAGCGUCGCCAUAGACAGACUACAAAGAAUCCUGGGAGUUUUACAGAAACCUGAAAUGGGUGAGAAAUAUCUUCACAAUGUGCUGCAGAUCGAGAUGCUGCUCAAAACAUGGUUCCCUCAUGUGACCGUCGACGCGCCAAAACAGAGCACCGCUCCGAGAUUCACGCCGCACUGGCGCCAGAAUCAGCUCCACAUCCCGGUCAAGAAAAGAAAAAUGAGCUGGUUAGACCCCGAUCACACGACCAAGCAUAGUAACCACCAACGUGGAAAGAGCGGCGGCGACGGCCACGUUACGCCCUCGCUCGACACCGCCUCCGCGUGUCUACCCGGGUCCCCGAAAAAACAGAAAAUUCCAGCGGAGGAAACGGCCGAACCGACCGUGGACAGCUGCACGAUCGGACACGGGUUUACAGACAGGACGUGCUCUUGGAGCAGGCCGGCGUGUUUAUGCGGUGAGAGAGAAAGCGAGAAUCAGGGACAACAACACGAGAUCUCUCCGCCUUCGCCAUGUGGCAGUUUAUCUACUCAGGACAGUUCGGUGUCCUCAAGCAACACCACUACGAGAAGUAACUCACCUUAGCUGGCCUGGGCUGACCUUGCUUUUUAGAGGCAGUGGGCAGACCUGAUUACAUAAGCGCAACGUUUGCAGAGCCAGCGGAGGAGGAGAAAUGCAGAGACUGAUUAACCCCUGAAUAUCCAGCAUGUUUUAGUUUUUUUUUUUUUUUUUUUUAUGACACCAUUGCACUAUAUUACCAGAAACUGUAUGUCUGUAAAAGUCUUGCUUUUGUAUACACUAAGUUAAAAUGUGUUGGAAGUCCUUUUACACAUGUAAUGUGUUAAAGCUGUGCGUGCCCUGUUUUGUAUUUAUUCAUAUCAUUGACCGUAGCCCUGACAGUCGCAUUAUAGGAAUAUUUUGCCUCUUCAUUGAAGAAAAAAACAAAAACAACAACAACACUGUCUCUUUUCUGAAUGUGAGGAAAUUCUUGGUAAAGUUUAAAGUCCGUCAGUUGGAUGUAAAAAUGUUAGCAAACAGACCUGUUCUCCAGUAACUCAUUGUUAACCUUUCUACCAGUAUCCCGCAUUUUUUAAAACAAAAAACUAAACGAACUGAAAAAGUAAUCGGCAGCUUUAAUUUUAAAGUAAUUGCUAGUUGCUGUUCUGGUGCAGAUCGAGAAAUGUCACCGAGAUUAUAAAGAAUGUCUUUUCGGAAAGAUGAAAUGUAUUAUUUGAGCUGACUGAUUGUAGCAUGUGAUCUGACACAAUGUGCCAAACUGAACCAUUUUGCAUUAUCAUACUGUAUGCAGCGGGUUUAUUUAUUUUCCUCUCAGCACAUCAUUGUUUCGAUCUAUACAGUUUUAACAACAGACGUAGUUGCAUGUAGAAUAUGCUACAGCCUGAUUGACCAAUAUUUAUUGAGGAAGGAUGUCGUUCUCCUAGUUGCACCUUUAAGUAGAUAGCGAGUGAACUUUUAAAGUUUGAGAGACUUAAAGAUGCAUUUUAUUACAUUUUUUAAAAUUUUUUUUUAUACAAAGGUUAACAGGAAACAUAUAUUUGAGCUGAAUUUGAUUUGAUACAACUGCACUUUGGGAUGAUGAAAAGGAAAUGUUACACAUCAACAGAGUUGUGAUUUUAUUUAUAAAAGUCGUACUUGAAAACCCUUAUUCCAUCAGCAGCCUUGUGAUGCCAAUUAUUGCGUGUUACACCUGAGAUGAGUGCUUUUUUUGUUUUGUUUGUUUGUUUUAUUUGGCACCGUGUGAAAGGAGUAAAUUUAACUUACUUCAGAUGAAAGACUCCGAAUAUAGCUUGUCCUCAUGAGGGCAAAGAGCAGCUCCCGUGUCCCAUUUGAAAUGAAUUUGUAACAGUAGUCGCUGUUGUAAAAUUUGUAACACUGACCGUGCUUCACUGUUGAUUAACAGGAGGUGUGAUAAACAAAACUAUUUCCAUUCCUGGACACUUCUUUUAUUUUAUUUGAUUUUAUUUUUUUUGCGGGGUACUGCGCCACCACAUUUUCAAAAUGAUGUGGCAUCCACGUCGAGUGAUGUUUAACGUCUGUUGGUUUGUCAUCAGUCGGCCUUACACACAUAAACAUAACCACAGUCUUGCCUGAAUUUAACUCAAAACUGCACAAAAGUGUAUACUUAACCAACGAUGAUAAGAUCAUCAUUUCCCUACAUGUGUCAUCGGAAACCAAAUGUGCUGCUGCAGUUUUCUCCAGCUGCGUCGUAGGUGACUUGUGAUUUAUAAACUAUGUAUAUAAUAAUUAUAUUAUAUACUAUAAUUGUAAGAACAAGACAGAGAACAAUAGUGUCGUGUACAUUACACAUUUCCUGUGCUGGGUGACGCUUCAUUUGUGAAAUAGGAGUUGAAACUCAUGUCGCAGUUGUUUGUCUUGCUUUUAAUUUAAUUUGUGAUAAUGAAAUUAUCAUUGCUGGCAAUUGCUUUACAAAUACAGCUAUUUUUAUACAUUAAAGGAAUUACGUGGUUCAUCAAAA